UUGAUUCCAUACCGAGUUUCUGCUCGGUCAGAAGUUAUGCGAACACGACACGGUCACAUUAGAUCUACUGACUGAAGUCAGUGAUAAUAUAAGAUACAUUUGACGCAAUAACAUGCAGUUAUGUACUCCAAGAAAUUAGCACGAUUAGCUUUUGGGGUGUUGACAGAAUAUACGGUUAGUUGCCCGUUAACCCGAAGCGUGUCCUCUAGAGUGAACGCAGCGCGGUCUCUGUGCAGCUGGACGCUGUGUCUGCAUCACAGACAGAAGAAUCAGCUGUCAGAAGGUUUCUCCCGCAGAUUGAUUCGUCUAAAUGUCCGCACAGUAUCACAGACUACUCUCGACCCCGCCGAAGUGCGGAAGUUUCAGGCCAUGGCGAGCAAGUGGUGGGACUUGCAGGGAGAUUUUGCUGCCUUGCACUCGAUGAAUGACCUGAGAGUGCCUUUCAUACGGGAUAAUUUGUUGAAUAUGCACGGCAUCCGGCAGCUGGGCAAACCUCUGGCUGGACUGAGAAUUCUGGAUGUUGGCUGUGGUGGAGGCGUGCUGAGUGAGCCACUGGGGAGGUUAGGAACAGACGUCCUGGGAAUCGACCCAGUGGAGGACAGUGUGCGGACCGCAGAGCUGCACUCCUCCUAUGAUCCAGAUUUACGGGAGAGAGUUCGCUAUCAGGCCUGCACCCUGGAGGAGCUUGCCGAAGAGGAAGCAGAGGGAUUUCAUGCUGUAGUGGCAUCUGAGGUGGUGGAACAUCUGGCCGACCUGGACGCCUUUGCCAGCUGUUGCCAGCAGGUGUUAAAGCCUGGUGGCUCUCUUUUCAUCACCACUAUUAACAAAACCAACUUGUCCUACGUUUUCGGGAUUGUGGCGGCAGAGCAGCUGUUAAGGAUUGUUCCGAGUGGCACUCAUGACUGGGAGAAGUUCAUAAGCCCAGAGGAUCUGGAACGACUUCUGGAGUCUUUUGGUUUCUACGUGGAGGCUAUCAGAGGCAUGAUGUACAAUCCUCUCACAGGAGCGUGGAGCUGGCAGCAGAACACGGCCAUCAACUAUGCAUUGCAUGCAAUCAAAUGCAAAGAAGAACCCCAGCCUGGACAGGUCUGGGCUGAGAGUGAGAAUCUGGAUAAACCAGGUCGAGCUACAAAUUACAGCUGAGCUAUUAUAAUCUUGGAACCAUCAAACAAACUUCACCUGAUUCAGAAUGGAGAAAAAAACACAAUCAAUAUCUCAAAAUAUGUUGCAUAGUGAAGCAUUUCUGUACCAGUAAUAAUCAUUCUUUGCAUUGUAUUUCUUGAUAAAACCUUUUUUUUUCUUUUUUUUUCUUUUUAUCAGAAGCAUGAUUCAUAGGACAUCUUUUGUAAAGUUCUUGUUAAGUUGAGAAUUUUAGAUUGAAGCACUUUUGAUCCACUCAAUUUAAAAAAAGAUUCAUUUACUUUGCAUGUUUUGUGGUGUUGGUUGGUUCAUGUCAGAGGUUAAACAGACAAAGAUAAUUAUGUAAGGAUUUUUGACUUGGCACAUAAAAUGUGUAGGUACUUAAUAAAAUGAAAACAAUUGUUUCAUAAUCAAGAUGGAGUUUUAUUCAGGCUGAACAGUUCUUUAUUUUUAUUUAUAACUUUGGAACAAUUGGAACAAGAAAUAAAAUAGCAAAAAGUG
Messenger RNA from Cyprinus carpio (common carp), 1641 nucleotides. RefSeq names its product ubiquinone biosynthesis O-methyltransferase, mitochondrial-like. The record is from RefSeq and is a predicted model, not a curated record. Gene Ontology annotation, biological process: ubiquinone biosynthetic process. Lineage: Eukaryota; Metazoa; Chordata; Actinopteri; Cypriniformes; Cyprinidae. Gene Ontology annotation, molecular function: 2-methoxy-6-polyprenyl-1,4-benzoquinol methyltransferase activity.